Messenger RNA from Harpia harpyja (harpy eagle), 9296 nucleotides. It is a transcript of the gene RPAP1, whose product is annotated as RNA polymerase II associated protein 1. The record is from RefSeq and is a predicted model, not a curated record. Gene Ontology annotation, cellular component: nucleus. Lineage: Eukaryota; Metazoa; Chordata; Aves; Accipitriformes; Accipitridae. Gene Ontology annotation, biological process: transcription by RNA polymerase II.
UUUUACAUGACCAGCGUGAGACGUGGAGCCUCCCUCGUUGAGGAGACGUUCUUAAAGCUUUUGACUGGGCUUUUCCUUCUGGGAGGAGGGUCUUUACAGGUAUCGGCCUUCUCUAUAGCAGGUAAAAGUUGCUGCCUGUCUUGUCAAGCCUAGAUGUUUUAGACCAUUGGUCAUUACAGUACUGCGUGCAGAAAGCGUUUUUGUGACAGACCUGAGCACUGUUUUGCAAAGUAGCCAAGAGUCCUCCUGAGUGAGGCUUUCAUUGACUGCUUAUCUAGAGUGGAGGAAUUGUAUCUUUCCAUUGGCUGCUGAGCUGCCUUGAAGAGGCUGAGAUGUGACUCUUUGCCUCUCCUUUUAAUUCCUUGCCUCAGCCAACAAGGUUUGAAGAAAUACGUUGAUUUGAGGCACUGAUUGUGACAGCAGGACCUUGUAUUCUUCUUUGACCCAAAUCUGAUAACUUUAGCAAAAGAAUGCAAAGUUGUAGACUUGAGGAUGGGGAAAAAAAAAUGACAGGGUUCGGAAAUCAGUAGGAGUCAGAGAUGAUUCUUUGCUUGUAGGUGUACUUGCUACCUUGUCUCUUUUAACUAUGUCUAGUUCAUGGCUGUUGCUGUGAUGUGUCUCCUUUGGGCUGUAGGGCUCUGCUGCUGUGGAAGAAAAAUGCAUUCUAAAUGCAGAUGAGCUAGAAUAAAAUAAAAAUCAUAACAGUAUUGGAUUAUAUCAAGUAAGUACAGCUUUUUGUAGCCUGAUGGCACCUGUAAAAACCUUGGACAGGAGUGGAGUGAUACUUUGCUCAAAUAAAUGCUGUGCCUGAUUCUUAUGUUGGUUUAGGUCUGCUGAGAAUAGUGGCAGAGGUUGGUAGUAUAUGCCUCAGAAGCUUAAAUGCUGCUUCUGGCAAGCGUUGGAAGAGUAUUAGAGGCCUCAGUUUCUCUGUAAAGUAAAUGCCAUUCUCUGUGAUACGCUGGUGUUGUGUUAAUUGGUGAUUGGGGUCCCUUACUGCCCUAACUGGCAUUCCUUCUCAGGCUUACACUUGGGCUGAAGUUGGUUAAUCCAAAAGUGUAUCUUGGCACUUGAAGCAGUCUGUGGCUUUAUUGCCUUCUGUGAUUUUGUGUCUUCUUUUAGUCUGACUUAGACCACUGGUCCGAGCUGCAUUUGUAAAACUUCCUGCAGCACUGACGGGCUUUUCAAACAGUAUCCAUGGAAAGUCCAGAGCGUGACAGAAAACUAUGUAUUGAGACUUUUAGUGCAGACAGGGGAUACAACAGCAGACAGUAGUGUAUUCACUUAAUAAUCACUAUGUUCUGGUGUGUGCAGGUGCUUGUGGUCCUUUGACAGCAUUUCUGAUCCCUUACAUGUGUUCCUAGGGCAAUACCCUCAGCAGGUUGUGUGUGUCGGCUAGAUGGUGGUCCCUCUAGGCAAACAGUUUGUGUGUGGUUAGCUUUCAAGUAGCCAGCUGCAAGACUGGAGAUAACCAGACCAUAGGAUGCGGGGGUUAGUGCUGAUCAUCAGUAGUGUGUUAUUUUUCUUGUGUGUUUUCUCUGAGCUCUGGUAGGUAAGAAUUACUCCUUAUGAUGGCCAGGUGAGUGGUGCCACUGGGCUUAGAUGGAUUGCAGGGGGCAUGGAAAAAGGUACCAUUAGAAAGCAAACUAUUUUCACUACAUUCUGUCUGUCUGCAAGUCCCAUAGGUAUUUAAGCAAUUUCUAGCUUGUUGGACUGCAGAUGGACCAAGUCAAAGGCCUUGGUUGUAUUAAAUUUCUAGACCCAGUUAGAACAUGGAAAGAACACAUUUAAGGCUUUUAACUAUUUUUGCAUCAAACUAAUGCCCACCUCUGUGUUACCAUCUUGUAACUCUUUACAUUUGGGUGGCCUCUAGAUCCACAUGGAGGAAGGAGUGACUUUGAGGAAAUGGUUCCUGGAACAAAAUCUAACCUCUUUAGACAAUGACUGCAUAGUUGGCUUUUGCCUGACAGUUCCCCAGACAAAUGAAGGCAGUUUCAAGGCCUCCUAUAAUUUUUGAUUAACUUUUUUAAUAUGCAGAGACUUGGACAAGCUUAUGUACAUCCCUGUGUGGAAGAGGCUUAUUGCAGAAAGAUGAGCAGCGCGCUUUGCUUAUAACUGGAUGUUUUGUGUCUUAAUCCUAACAUCAUCCUCAUUUGGGCUUUGAAGCCUGUGAUGAUAGGGCAUGAAACACUUGGCUUCUGAUGCAUGUGGUGCUACUCAUGCAUAUCAAAGAGGGACCUAUCAACUGAAGUACGACUAUUGGAGCCCCUGUUGUGGCAGAAAGCUCCAUAAAUAAACAGCAAGUAGGUGUGUGCUUAUGCUAGGAGUGCACAAAAAAAGGAGCUGUCUGCAGGAGUUGCAACUUUUGCUGUGCAGUUGCAAGGGAACUGGGCUGAAAGGGAGUGAUUCUGCAUUCUCAGCAUCAGUCAGAACCGCAAUGACAUCCCAGGUGUUUUUGUGUUAAGUCCUUCUCCGACAGUAGCAAGGCACCGUAGCAGGGUGCUCCCUUCCCUUCCUGCCCUGAAGUAGCCUUUGCUAGUGGCUGUGUUCCACAGAUCUCCUUGACAGCAUUGGUAGAGAAGUUGGGCAUUUUUCCUGUGUGCUGGGGGAGGGUUUUAUUGUUCAGAGGGUACAGGGAAGUUCCCCUUGCUGCUGCUGCUUGUGCCAUAUGCAGGCUUGGUGUAAAUGGAAGUUGUUGUUCUGGGACUCUUGAGCUGACAGCUUUCAUUAAGGUCAGUGUUUUGAGAUGUCUGAAAUCGAGCAACUAACUCGUGAUGUUGGCAUUGGAUGAAGAGGUCUGGUUCCUCAGUCAUGAAGUGCUGAAGUGAAAGGAGUCCCUGGAAGCCUUGAAAACUCUGAAAAUCCACUUUGUUUUGGUGCUUCUGUGGCUUUGCAAAUCCAAGGCCGUGUUGUUGGCAUUCUGGCAGUGAUGCGCUUGUUGGCUGACUUUUUGCUGGAUGGAUGCCAUUCUGCUCCCAGCUGGCUGGCAGACCAGGCGUUGGCUUGCCUAGUAGCGUGUUGUUUGGCAAUGAAGAAAAAGGUUCCAUAUGAACAGCACGCAGGGCCAGGCUGCAAGAGCAAGAAGGCAGGAUGUUGCCGAGACCGAAGCCUGGAGAGUCUGAGGCAGACCUGCUGCACUUCCAAAACCAGUUCCUGGCAGCCAGAGCUUCACCUGCAGUAAAGAUUGUGAAGAAAGCAGACAAGAGGAAAGGGGAGAAAGGGAGCACAGAUGCCGAGAGACCCCUGCUGCAAGACAGCAAGGAUGUAGUCAUGCUGGAUGAUUUUCCUGAUACUCUCCCAGCUCUAACUCCAGCUCCUCCAAAAAAGUCCAAGAUCAAAAGUGCCUGUGUCCACUUUGAGGAUGAAGAUCCAGAGGAAAGACUGGAGAGUCACGAUCAACACAUUACAGCAGUCUUCAGCAAAAUUAUUGAACGAGACACGAGUGCAGUAGCAGUGACCAUGCCAGUGCCCACAGGAGACCCAUUUCCAAGGACAUUUCACCGCUCUGAGAUAAAAAGUGAGGUGAAGGUGGGAUCUGGAAGAAAAAGCAUCUUUGCACAAAAGAUGGCAUCGAGAAGAGCUGCUGAAAAGGCAGCAACGGCUCCCUCUGCUGCCGAGUGCGUGCAAAUAAGAUCGGAUGCCCUGGAUCCUGAGGGAUCAGCAGGAGAGGCACCUCUCGCCAGCAUCAGGGGCGAUAAAGCUGGUGACUUUUUGACCUCUCAGCGGCCUUGUCUCAUAACGGGAGAGGGUCUUGGAAGCCAAAAGAGUGAGCAGGAGGCUCAAGCCAUUCACAAAGAGAACUUGGAGAAGCUGCAGUCCAUGUCUGAGGAAGAGAUCCUGCAGGAGCAGGAAAGGCUUCUGGCUCAGCUGGAUUCCAGUUUAGUUGCUUUCUUAAAGUCACGACAUGGUGGCAAUGAAGGCCAGAAAAAGGAAUUAAAAAUGGAACGGAACAGACCGGAGGAGUUUGUGGAAUCUCUGCCUGUGGCUCGGUAUGGUGUAGGAUCAUCUCUUUCCACGCAGGAGUCAGGUCUGGAAGAAUCUGUAAGGAAGGAAGAAAAUAUGAAGGUAAAAUUCACAGAUGAUGAUCUGCCUGUGAAGCCCAAGAAGGAAUGGAUACACAUGGACAAUGUGGAGUUUGAGAAGCUGGAAUGGAUGAAAGAUUUGCCCUCACCCCGGCAGAAGAAAACCAAGAAGGGAAUGCAAGCUCGAUUCAGUUUAAAAGGAGAAUUGAUUCCUGCAGAUGCUGAUUUACCGACACAUCUAGGCCUGCAUCACCAUGGAGAAGAGGCAGAGAGAGCUGGUUAUUCUCUCCAAGAGCUCUUUCAUUUGUCUCGCAGCCAAGUUACUCAACAGAGGACACUGGCUCUACAGGUCUUGGGUCGUAUUGUUCAAAAGGCCAGGGCUGGAGAGUUUGCUUCCUCUUUGAAGGGCAGCAUUCUGCGUCUGCUGCUUGAUGCUGGGUUUCUCUUCUUGCUGCGCUUCUCACUGGAUGAUGCAGUGGAUAAUGUCAUGGCAGCAUCUGUUGGUGCUCUUCGGGCUCUGCUGGUGUCACUCGAUGAUGAGAAAUAUCUUGAUUGGACUUUCUCAUGGUACCAAGGAAUGGCUGCAUUCCCCUUUGUCCCCAACAAUGAGGAGGAAGAGGAGGAGGAAGAGGAAGAGUUAAAUGGAACAGAGAAGUCUCAAGAUAAAAAAUUAAAGGAUGAAAACAAGCCAGAUCCAGAUGUGGCCCGAUAUGAUGUUGUAAAGGGACUUCUGAAGACACGGAUCCAGCACCGGCUGAGGUACAUCCUGGAGGUGGUACGACCUGUUCCAACAGUAGUCCUGGAUAUACUGCACAUCCUCACCCACAUAGCAAGGCACUCCUCUGAAGCAUGUAACCAGCUGCUUGACUGUCCUCGGUUGAUUGAGACCAUUGUCAGGGAAUUUCUCCCUACUCAAUGGGAUCCCCAAGUGGCUGAACCAGGGUGUUUACUGACCAGCCUCCAUGGAGUUGCUUGCGCCACUGCUAUGAAGUUCAUCAGGGUGUUGGCAUCUGGAGGCCGCAAUGCAACAGCCAGGCUGCUUAACAAAUUUGAAAUGAAAAGUCGGUUAAGUCGAUUUAUAGCUGAAGACCCGCUGGAUCUGCUCCUGCAAAGGGAAGAAGCCAUCAGGCUAAGCACCGAAGCCUUCCGGCUGUGGGCUGUGGCUGCUGGCUAUGGUCAGGCCUGUGACCUCUACAGGGAUCUCUACCCUGUGCUGGUGAGGAUACUGCAGUCCCUGCCUGAGUUGCUCAGCACUUGCUGUGGGAAGAGCCCUAUGAUUGAGUUGUCUGUCCAGCGAGCUACGGCAGUAGUUACUCUGCUGAUACAUGUGACACAAACAGCAGGCUACACAGCAGAGCUGCAGGCCAAGCUGAGCAGUAAUAGCUCAGAAGGUAGUGAACAGAUGCCACCUCCUCCAGUAGCAUGGAGUCAAGUGUCAGGCUUACAGCCCUUCCUUGAGACCAGUCUGAAAAAAUUCCUCCAGGAAAUAUCCCAGACAGAAACUUGGCAAACUCUCCAGCCUCUGACCACAACUUAUGUGAUCUACUUGGGAGUUUAUUACAGUGCUUGCAGCCAACAGCCAUCAGUCAAUCCAAUUGACUGCUUAGAGGAACUGGAACGUUUGACAUCUGAGGUGCUGCAGCCCCUUCUCAGCCAGCCAGCCAUACACAGCAUGUGGGACUUGCUCAGGCCAUGCUCUGCUUUGUGCAACCCUCUGUCCUGUUCCCCAGCACCGGAAUCUGUCUUCAGCAUUGCAUCUCUGAGUUGCACUGGAGGCAAACCUCCUUUGAGCCUGGUUGGCUCCAAGUCACCUUUCCCCUUCCUCACUGCCCUCCUAUUUCUCAUCAACAGCAUCACUCACAUCCACAAGGGCCUGACCAUCAAGUACAGCUCUGUGCUGGGCUUCAGAGGCUUGAAGGAUUAUCUGCAUCAAAGCUGGCAGAUCAGACCUCCCUCUGUAACUCCCUCAUCUGCGUGGAUCCUGCGCCAUGAAUAUCAUCUGCAGUACUUUGUGUUAGCGUUGGCUCGGAGAAUGGCAGGCACUUGUCCGGAUUACGCCCAGCAUGCCUCACUCCAUCACUGUGUUGCCAUGGCAUUGCUAAGCCGUCUGUUGCCAGGGAGUGAGCAUCUGGCUUACGAGGUCCUACUGGAUCUUGCCUUUAAUCCGGAGUUUCUUCCUGAAGGGAAAGCUGGAGGGCCAGAAGCAGCUGACUUCUCUGAUAUCCUGCAUCUGGGUACCAGUGCCAAACUGGCACAGCUUGGCUCUGCAGCAGCAUUUUUUUCAAAGGCUACCCGUGGUGCCCUGCUGAGAGAAUCGUACCAGAAUCUGCCUUUUAUCCGCUCCUGCUACCUUUCUCAUUUUGUCCACUUGCAGCCUACCUUUAUGCGUUCCCAAGCAUUCUACCAAGGACGGAAUUACCUCAUCCAGUCAAUGCUGCUUCCUGAGGUCAAAGGGCCCAUCCUGCCUUCAGACUGGCCGUUCUUUCCACUUAUCAGCCUCUACAAUAAAGUGACUAAUGCAGAGACACGUGGGGCUGUACUGAACUCUCUCCCACUUGAUCUCGUCAACACUGUGACUUGGAACCUGCAGUGGGUCUUGUUGCUAGAAACCUGGCGUGCUAAAACCCUUCAGAGCAUCCCUACUGCUGCCAAACUUGCACGGCUUAUGUGUGUCUUCCUCACAGGCAGUGACCUCUUUCUAGAAGCACCAAUCCACCGCUACACAGCUGCCCUUCUUUCUGUGUAUUGCCAACCCAAGGCAUUGGACUCCCUGAACUUGGAUGCUCCUCUCCCUGGUUUGGCAUCCUUCCACGAUCUCUAUAUAAGUCUCCUGGAGCAGUUUGAAGGUGUCUCCUUUGGAGAUCCACUCUUUGGAGUCUUUGUUCUUCUACCUCUACAGAAGCGUUUCAGCGUUCAUCUGCGUCUCUCUGUUUUUGGGGAGCACACAAGUAUCCUACAGGCACUGGGAGUGCCACUCCAGCAGUUUCCUGUGCCUCUCGAGCGAUACACUUCCCCUCCUGAGGAUAACCUGAACCUCCUGCGGAUGUACUUCCGAACGCUGGUCACUGGUGCGCUGCGCCACACCUGGUGCCCUGUUCUCUAUGUGGUGGCCGUGGCUCAUGUGAACAGCUUUAUUUUCUCCCAAGACAGCACGACACAGGAGAUUGAUGCUGCUCGGAAAAGCAUGCUGCGGAAGACGUGGCUGUUGGUGGAUGAGACCUUGAAAAAGCACCUACUCUACUACAGACUGCUGAAUGCAGAGAGCCCUUUGGGAUUUGAUCUUUAUGAGCAGCUCCCUCCCGUGCGACUGAAGUACCUGCAGAUGGUGACCAAAGAAAAUAAGGAGAAUGCACUAGUGCUAGUCUCAUAGCAAAACAAUUGUGCAAGAAGAGGGCCAAGGUGAAGAAUAGAAGAGCUCAGUUUACGCUUCACUGAUGAACCUAUGUGCAUUUCAGACAGUUUGAGUGUCUUACCUGGAUGCUCUUGGCAUCUUUGCAAAGUGAAGCACUAGUAGAAUGCUCCCAGCCCUGUAGAACAAUACACAUCUUCUCAAGAUAUGACAGUAUGUGUGUGGCCUUCCAUGAUGAAUGCUGGAGCAUUUUCCUCAAUUCUGUUUCAGGUUGUUCUGCUUCUCCCUGGAGAAGGUGAGAACUUGUCUGAAAGGCGCUGGACUGUUGAAUAAACAGAAGGAAGUGGAAAAGCUAUUUCAUUCAGUCAGGCCGGAGACUGUGGGUUCUCAAGAUGAUGUCUGUCUCCCCCAGAUCUUUCCUUUGCUUUUUUUGGACCCUGAAUUUUGAAUGGUCCUUUCCCCACACCAUCUCCUGCAAACAAAAUUACAAUGCAACAGGGAAGAAGCUGAUCCUGAGAGCUUCUUUUUUUUUUAAAUAUAUAUACAAGCAGUUUCUCCAGGGCAGUGUUCUGUGACAGUCACGCAGACAUAUUGUGUCAGACCUCGAAGAAAUAAUAGUUCCUAGUGCAGUGGUAUAAACACUGGAUGUCCUCCCUUGGCUGUCUUUUGGACAGUCUCUAAACUACUUUCUUUCUCCCUUAAUUUGGUUACAUGUAUAACAAGAUAAAUAAUUUCUUUGCAGGGCAGGAUGCUUGGCAGUAACCAUUCCCCAUUAGAGGGGAAAAGAAGUAUCUGCUUGUUUAGCUAGGAUAAGUAUUGGUUGCCCUCUGAGAAGAGGGGAAUGUAGUUUAAAUUUUUUAAAGUGGAGUUCCUAAGCUUAAACCUGAUUUUAAAAAUUCCUAAUUUGAUCCCACUUCUACAUCCAAAUUCUGUAUUGCAGCCUCAGACACAAGAGCUACAAGUACAGUGUCCUAAAAGGCUCAUCACAAGUGCCAGGUCAAGUCCAGAAUUUACCCUAGGUGUAAUCUCACUGGAUGUUUCGUUUAUAUCCAAUAAUUUUUGCAGAACUACAGUCACUCUGGCAGGCUUUUGUUUGGAGAACUUUUAUGAGCAAAACUUGUUAAAGUUAUUUCUUUUGUUUUGUUCUUAGGAAUAAAUUCCUGUGGAAGGUGCAAGGGUGAUGCCUAGCCUGAAGACCUAAGCUUCUCUCUUUACCUAUCAAACAGGCCAAGCUAGCUUCCCUCCAAAGAAACCAUGCCUAUAUUAAUGUUGCUCCAGUGAGUGUCCUAAUAAGAGUGUGAAACACUGUUAAUAGCCCAGCUUGUAACUGUUGAAAUUGUUCCAGGCAAGAAACAAAUUCAAGCUAGCAGCUUUAUAGCUGUGGUGCUGUCUUUGCAUUAGCAGUUUUCUAAGUGUACCAGUCCCCCUUAGGUCACCAGAAAAUAUACUGUUUCAUCUUUUCCCCUCUUAUUUCAGAUAGGACAUGGGCAGAACUGAUGUUUCAUUUUAAACUCUCUCUUCCCUUCCCCCCCCCGCUUUUUUUCCUUCUAUUGCAGCUUUUGAUCUGUGGUUUUUCUCUGCUGCAGAUCAAUGGCGCAUAAAGUAACAAAAGCACAGUGGUCAACAUAGGGGUUUUUGUUGUUAAUUAUUUUAAAAGUACUUGAUGUCAUUAAAAGUUUAAUCAAAGGCAUUCAAGUUUCUAUUCUGUCUAGACGGUGAGAGCCCAGCAGUUGUCUUUCCAGAGCAAUGGAUGGUAAAAUUUAAGGACUCCUAGCUGCCCGUUUAAGAGCAGCCUUCAUCAAGGACUUUGCCUUUUGCUUUUCAGACCUCCAGUUAUAAAAACUCUUCCAGUCUUUUCUGCGAUGCCGAGUUUUGUAAUGUGUACAGGGUGUAAAUAAAUAUUUUGAUAGCUCUGCAGGUUGUUUUGG